Molecule: messenger RNA, 1227 nt
Organism: Pelecanus crispus (Dalmatian pelican)
Lineage: Eukaryota; Metazoa; Chordata; Aves; Pelecaniformes; Pelecanidae
Source: RefSeq, a predicted model, not a curated record
UAGGAUUCUGGAGAUAGCAUUUCUGCACUAAGGGAAUGGAGACCGGUCACGUACAGAAAGUGCACAGACGCUCUCUGGUUGCUCCUCUUCUUUCUUUUCUGGGCUGGUUUGAUGUUUAUAACUGGCUAUGCCGUGAUGGCUGGUGCCGCAGAAAGACUUGUGCUUGGAUAUGACAGCUUCGGGAACAUAUGUGGUAGGAAGAACACUCCUGUAAAAGAGGCACCCCUCUCUGGACAGGACAUGACUAAUAAAAAGUAUGUGUUCUUUCUGAAUUCAUGCAGCCUGGAAAUGCAAAGCCUCAAAAUCAGUUCAGUUUCCUUGUGCGUGUCUAGCUGCCCACAAGAGCAGCUCAACUCUUUGGAAGACCUCCAGAGUUUUGCAAGGAAUAAUGGUUCUUAUCUUUGCAUUUACAACCUGAACAUUUCCAGUUACACACUAAAUCCAAAGGCAGCUGAGCUGUGUCCCACACUGCCAGUUCCACCAAGUAAAUCUUUUCCAUUAUUUAAUCGAUGUGUUCCACAAAAUCCUGAAUGCUAUUCCAAAUAUGCAUCUGUCUUAAUAAGUAUGGUUAAUGAAAUGGAUGUUUUUCACCGAAUUCUGAGCGGAAUAUUGGCAGGAAGAGAUACUGUGAUAGGACUGAGUGUCCUCGCACUAGCCUUCUCUUUCAUCCUGGUUUUAGCCUUCAGAUUCAUUCGGACGCUUCUGGUCCAUACUUUGAUUGCACUGGUUGUAUUUGGGUUGUUGUUUGUCUCAGGUAUUCUCUGGUGGCUCUAUUACGACUACAGGAACGAUCCCAGCACUGAAUUGGAAACAGAAAAGGAAAAUGUAAAAUUUCUCCUCGGAUAUGCUAUCUUCUCAACAAUAGUUACUGUUGUUCUGCUUUCCCUUAUACUUGUACUAAGAAAGAGGCUUCAGUUCACUGUACAGCUCUUUCGAAUUGUUGGUAAAAUCAUUGGCAGAAUUCCGUUCCUCCUGUUCCAACCACUCUGGACCUUUCUGGUUCUCAUUGUGUUCUGGGUAUUUUGGGUUGCUGUACUACUUAGCUUAGGAACUGCAGGUACUGCACAGACUACUUCAGGAGGACAAGUAGAAUACAGAGCUCUGUCUGGAAUUUGCUACAUGGCAUGGUAUCAUUUCGUUGGCCUUAUCUGGACUAGUGAAUUCAUUCUUGCCUGUCAGCAAAUGACGAUUGCUGGGGCAGUGGUUACUUGUUACUUCAACCGGUGA